This is a messenger RNA of Pocillopora meandrina, 443 nucleotides long. Lineage: Eukaryota; Metazoa; Cnidaria; Anthozoa; Scleractinia; Pocilloporidae. The record is from the annotation of a GenBank genome assembly.
CCGCGGCCUAUCAAUUUCCACAACAAUUUCGUUAGUCUGAACCGUAACCUUGAAAAUCUUCAGACUCUCUUGCACGAAUUAGACUUUAAUUUCAAUAUUGUUGGAGUAACGGAAACAAACGUCACUUAUCCUUAUCCACAGAUAUUUAUAGCAAGGAUACCAGGCUACAUAUUUGAAUAUGUUCCAACACCCCUGACGUAAGGAGGCGUAGAAAUUUUAAUUGAUGAGUCUUUUAACUUUCGCGUCUUAGAUGUGUUUUGCAUUUUCACAAAGUAAAUAAGACAAUAAACAAGCAUGCACCUAGAAAAACAAUUUCCAACUGUAUAAAAGCAAAAAAACUCUCCAAACCAUGGAUUACUAAGGCUUACGAAUAUCCAUUAGAAUCAAAAAUAAACUUUAUGCAUCUGGUGAAGUGUAUUCACUUCACCAGAUGCAUAAAGUAA